Molecule: messenger RNA, 1664 nt
Organism: Dimorphilus gyrociliatus
Lineage: Eukaryota; Metazoa; Annelida; Polychaeta; Dinophilidae
Source: the annotation of a GenBank genome assembly
AAUGUCAUCGAAGUCAGAGGAAAGUGGUUUAAAUGAAAUAAAAUGUAUUUUUUUUAGCGAAUUUGAUCCUGAAAUUGGACCAUUAAUUCGUUAUCAGACGCCCCCUGACUAUGUGAGCAAAGAACAGUUUGAUUGUAUCAGAAACUAUGUUAUUACUAAACAAGAUUUACAUAAUAGAAUAAUAAAUUUGAGACUACUCGGUUUAAGAGUUGUGGGUUUACCUAUGUCAAUAGAUAAUAGAAAAUAUAUAAGAAAUGCCUUGAUAUUUAAUUUAGCGUUCGUUUUUGAUGAAAAGUUUGAUGGUAUAGCUUAUGAACCCAUCGUUGAGAAGAUGGCGUAUUAUUUAAAAAAAUUAGAGUCUGAAGAGGAAUUCCUCUACAUUAAGGAGAAGAAGAGUAGAUUACCUGAUAUUUUGAAGGAUAUGAGGGAAGAACUAAACAAGAACGGAUUCUGCGCCGUUCCACUUACUGAAUCUCUAACUGCUCAUCUUUCUUUGGGGAGAACGUGGGACGUACCGCCCGAAUUCGAGGAGCAUGACGUUCCUAUUUUUUAUCCCGAUUUAGAAUACUUAAAAUGCUGUGAGAGAGUUGAUAUAACUACAAGACAAGUUAUGUCGUUAAUCGAUGGCAGAAGAUAUGUUACUGCUUUAGCAUCCGAUUCAAAUAUCCAUAAAGAUAUUAUAAAAGUCUGCUUAAAGAAUUUAUUGCAUUUCAAAGUUAUAACAACGGUUCCUAUGUUUCAAUAUUCUAACACCUACGUCGUAACGGAUCAAUUUAAUGAAAUAUUUAAGGAGGAUAAGAAAUCAGAGUGCCAACGUUAUGUUGCACUUAUAGAUACCUCCUUGCCGUCUAUAUCUGAUAUAUUUUCUAUUUUACUUGCCAUAAAACCGGGUCUUACUGUAAAAGAAUUAUAUAAACGUACACAUCCAGAGUCAUUGGGUAUUGAUCUCUUUCGGCUUAUACAAUGGGCUGUAAUGCGAAAGGUCAUACGACGCGUUCAUAAAUAUCCUGUUAUGAAAAAGACUUGCACUCUGGGUGAAAGGAAACUAAUAUACGAUUAUUGUGACGGCCAUUACUGUAGUGAUAAAAUUUGUUGCGAAAGGCAAAUUGACUAUAGCCAGUUGGAGGCUGAAAUAGAAGAGGAUGAGCUUCUUGUGACAAUCUGCAAAUGAAUAUUGAUGACUCAUCAAAACCAUAGAAAAAAGGAGAAAAACAAGAUAAUUUAUAUAGAUAGAUGUGUAUUCCUCUGCUGGUUUUUUUUCCUGUUAUCUUUGUUAUUAUAUUAAAAAGAAGUUUUCUCUAUUGUUUUUCUUUUCCUUUACUUUCUAUGUCUAGAAGAUCUAAGAAUUAAAGUAUGAUGAUAGAAAGAGAAGUAAGAGAGAAAGAUAUAAAGAAAUUAAUAUAUAAACAUAUAUAGAGGAGUUAUCGCUUAUGAAAUAUAAAAAGAGAUAUUUAUAGAGAACGUGUGAGGAGGGAAGAACAGAAAGGAACUAAAAGAUUAAAAUUUCUUUUUUUUUUUUAAACAAGUUUUUUCUUUUUUGUAAUUAAACUAAAAUUUUCAUUUUUUUUUAAUUCGUGUAUUCUAUUUAUACAUGUUUACUUUUUUUCUUUUUAAUAAUUAUUAAUGUUAAUCCAAAUCUGAAAUAUUAAUAAUAUAAUAUGAAG